Entrophospora sp. SA101 is the source of this 159-nucleotide messenger RNA. NCBI's taxonomy places the organism in Eukaryota, Fungi, Glomeromycota, Glomeromycetes, Entrophosporales, Entrophosporaceae. The record is from the annotation of a GenBank genome assembly.
AUGAAACAGACAAUUUAUCAAUUUAUGAAAUUAAUACAAGUACUGGAAACUCCAGACAAGGAGUCAUGGAAACGUGGUAAACCUUCUGAAUUGAAAGGGCAUUUGGCUCUGAAAUGCCCAUUGGCUAGUAAAGAAGCAAAGUGGAAAUAUUGGAAAUAA